AAUGCAGUGACCUAUGAUGACGUGCAUGUCAACUUCACUUUGGAAGAAUGGGCUUUGCUGAAUCCUUCCCAGAAGAAACUCUACAAAGAUGUGAUGGGGGAGACCUACAGGAACCUCACUCGUAUAGGAUACAGUUGGGAAGACCAUAAUAUUGAAAAACAUUGUCAAACUUCUAGAAGACAUAAAAGGUAA
Molecule: messenger RNA, 192 nt
Organism: Microtus ochrogaster (prairie vole)
Lineage: Eukaryota; Metazoa; Chordata; Mammalia; Rodentia; Cricetidae
Product: zinc finger protein 431-like
Exons: 2
Source: RefSeq, a predicted model, not a curated record